Messenger RNA from Solanum lycopersicum (tomato), 2529 nucleotides. It is a transcript of the gene OFP6, whose product is annotated as OVATE family protein OFP6. The record is from RefSeq and is a predicted model, not a curated record. NCBI's taxonomy places the organism in Eukaryota, Viridiplantae, Streptophyta, Magnoliopsida, Solanales, Solanaceae. Gene Ontology annotation, biological process: negative regulation of DNA-templated transcription.
AGAUCUGAGUAUAUGGUGAUCUUUUGAUUGCUAACUAAGAUACGACCUAGAGUUUGCUAGACGAAUAUUUCUAUCUUUUCAGGAUUUUAGAAUAGAUUUGGUGCUUGCUUGAAUGUUAUUAUAGGUGAUUAGUAUUUUCAUCCCCCAUUGUUGCUAGUAUUAAUUUCAAUUCCUUGAGAGUUAGUAUUACUUGGAUAGAUGGGAAAAAAUAACUUAUCAGGUUUGUCUUUGCUGAAAUUAAGCAUUAGAUCUCAUGAUGCCACUUCAUUGACUACUCAGUCACACAUCCUCAACUGCACAUCGAGGCAUAUGUUUACACACAUUUAAUUGACUUGAAAUUUUACAUAAACAUCUCAAUUGAAUACAUAUUUAGUCGAAUGAAUCUAAGUGAAAUUGUGCCUAACAUGAUUAUGUUUUUGUUUGUUCCCUUGGAUUCCAUACUAUCUUUUCUUAUUUCAUCGGGCCUAUUUUGCAUAAAGUUUUUAUCACAAUCAUGACAAUGCUUUGCUAUUUUUCUGUCUCAAGUGGUUAUAGAAGGCAUAUAUAUAUAUAUAUAUAUAUAUAUAUAAUGAUACAAAUGGCUUCAUCAUGAAGACAAAUGAUUGUUUUUUCCUCCCCCAUAUGCCUUCAUCAACAAUGUGUACCUAAUUAAUUAUUGUUAUCCUUGGAGAUAGUUUAAAGUAAAUACUCUCUUUGUUAAGGGGGUAAGUGAUGGUUAAGUAUUCGGUAAAAUCUUACCCGCAUCGAUCAUCGAUCGUCUGUAUAAUUUUUUCUAUACAUGUUUGCCCAUGUUAUGAUUUGAUAUGAAAACUCGAUAUGUAUGCUAAUUAGUUAUACAGAUUUUGAUCAACAUUUGCAGACAUGAUUUUUCCAUCAUAUUAAUAUGAGGAAAAUUACAACGUAAAAUACAUGAUUUUUCAUAUAGUCAAAUUCAACCCCAGAGUAGAGUCAAAUUUUUGAUUCCAAAAUAUAUAACAAUUGACAAAUAAAAGUAAACGAAAAAAUUAUAUGAUUGUUUUUUUAUAUUUUAAUCGAUCUCCUUAAUGAAAAUCCUGCGCUGGCUCCGCCCCAACACCAACCUCCACUUUCCCUAUUCAUGAGCUCUAAUUAGUUUACCCUUUUUUUUGGUCAAUAAAGGCUAUUUAGAGCCCCUCUCCACUCCAUAGAGAGAGAUCAUGAUUCAUCACAAAAAUUACAAAAAGAAAUGGCAAAACUUUUGAAGUUUAGAAUAUCUAAAGCUAUCUCUAACUCUUUUCAUUCAUGUCGUUCCAAGGACCCUUGUACACUUCCUCAACAUCCUGUCCCUUCAUUCUUACAAAAUACACAAUUCAUCACCGAUGAUCAUCUUCUGUUCGAAGAAAUGAUUCAACAAAAUAACGAGUCACAACUGAUAUCGACACAUCAUGAACAUUUCCCCAUAAUCACCUCACCCUCCUUCAAACACCACGUGUCGGUGACUCCGAUAACCGCCACCGGCCAAUGUAGCUCAAGGAAUGGAGAAGCAUUCAGUACUACAUCCGAUGACAGCCACACCAGUAGGUCACCUUCACAUGAAUUCAAGUGGAAAAAAGAAGAAGACAAGUGGCAACAUUUUAUCAAGACGAACUCUGACGAUGAUACAAAACAACAACCUCGUAGGAAAAUCUCUUACUCCUUUAGCUCUGACAAUUCAGACAACGAUAAGAUUUUAAUAGAGAUAAAGAAAAAAAUUAGUACUAGUAAAACAAAUUUUUUUAUGAUGAUGAGCACUACGUCCUCAUCAUCAUCAAUGGAUGAAAACGAGAUUAAUUUUACUAGUAAAAAAACUAAAUGGGAUUAUCAUGAGGAUAUCGAUAUUACAAAUGAAGAUGAAGAAAACGAGACUGAGACAUUCAUAUCUUCUUCUCGUAAAAGCCACGUGGAGUUUCCGGAUGAUUCAUCUUUGAAUUUUAGCCAUGAGUUUGAUACAAUUUACAAAAAUACCACUAGAAGGUGUCAAAAAAAGAUUGGCUAUAGCAAGAGAAGAGAUCAUGUCAAGAACACAAGAUCUAGAUCUUCAAGGGACAUGAACAAUAUUGGUAGAAGGUCAUCAAUUUCGACGUCAACGACAUCAUCGGACGGCGAGUUACCUCCAAGAUUAUCGGUGUUCAAGAAGUUGAUACCUUGUAACGUGGAGGGGAAAGUAAAGGAGAGUUUUGCUAUAGUGAAGAAAUCAGAGGACCCAUAUGAAGAUUUUAAAAGCUCUAUGAUGGAAAUGAUUUUAGAGAAAAAAAUAUUUGAGAAAAAUGAUUUGGAGCAACUUUUGCAAUGUUUUUUGUCAUUAAAUGCUAAAAAUUGUCAUGGGGUGAUUGUUGAGGCUUUUUCUGAGAUUUGGGAGACAUUGUUUUCACCUAAUCAUAAUUAAUGUUAGUUGUUAGGAUAAUUUCAAGAAUUAGUACUCUAUUAGUUUAUUUUUAAUUGGUCUUUUAGAGAGUUAAUGUGUAUGGCUUUAGACUAAUAUAUAUUGUUUUAUCAUAUAUAUUAGUAAUAUGAUAAUGAUUGCAAUUUAUA